ACCCGCUGCCCAUGGUGGCCCGCGUCUCCAAGGUGAACAUCCUGCCCUUCGGCAGCCCCGGCGGGUCACGCAGCAGCAGUCGUUAUUCCAGCACGGAGACGCUGAAGGAAGAGGAGCAGUUUGGAGUCUGUUGGCCCAGCCAAGGACGGACUCUCCAGGCAGCUUACGGUAUCUAUCGAUCGCCCAGUUUCGGGGCCAGCGAUGGCCUGGCGUGGGGACAGCCGGGGGUCCGCGUCCGCCCCAAGCUGCCCCAGAGCGUGGCCAAGGCAAAACCGGACUAUGGGAGUGAGAGCUUGCACCAGCCAGGGCUGGAAGGGGAGCGGGCCAAGCACCGCAAGUCCUUGUCCAACCCCGACAUUGCCACCGAGACCCUGACUCUCCUCAGCUUCCUCAAAUCAGACCUCUCCGAGCUGAAGGUGAAGAAGAAAGGGGUGAGGGUCGGCCUCGACGUGGGCUCCGACGGAUGCUCCAGCGCUGCCAGCCCCUCCCCAGGCAGCUGCGGUGCCACUCAUCCCCAAAACCGCUGGGCGCCGGGCGAGCGGCCAACACUCAAAGACCUGACAGCCACUUUACGUCGUGCUAAAUCCUUCACCUGCUCCGAAAAAUCCGGGACGCGGCGGCUUUUCCUACAGAGCGCCAUGAAGCAGAGCUCCUCCGAGCUCCUUCUGGCCUCUACGGACAGCCAGGACCGGGUGGCUCCAGAUGGGGGACAGCAGGGGGACGAGGAUCCUCUCCCCAUGGUCAUCCAGGACCAGUACAUCCAGGAGGCGAGGCAGGUGUUCGAGAAGAUCAGCAGGAUGGGUUCCCAGCAGGACUACGGCUUUGCCGCCGAGCAGAAGGACAGCGGAGGUGUGGAGGGCGCUGAGGUGGUGGCACCGACAGGGACGACGGACGCGACCCUUCGGGGACGGGCGGAGAGCGCACGGUGUUUGAAGGACGUGGAGUUGGAGGAGAACCUUGCUCACGCUAAAUCCGUGGAGGAGCUGUCGGGUCAUGAGUCGAGCGUGACGGACGAGGGCAUCGUCACGGAGCCGGAGCCUGCGGGGAUGCCCUUCCAAGACCUGCAUGAAGCUGUGGAGGCGUGGAUGCUGCCCAGCGCUGGGCCGGCAGCCGGUGACUCCGAAAUGCCGCUGCCCGCUCACCCAACGGCGGCUGUUGAAGACCUUCCAGCUGGCAAAGCCGAGACGCCGAGCACCCCUGGCAGCCUGCGGCGCCGACGUAAGUUCCCGUCAGCAGGCGCCAAUGGGAUGGAGGGCGGCAGCGAGGGUGGCACCGAGCCCUACCGCUCCCUCAGCGACCCCAUGCCUCACCGGAGAUGCUCGGUGGCGGAGGAGGCGAAGAAUUUCUCCGUCGACAGCAACCUGUUGGGCUCACUGAGCGCCAAGGCGGGCAUCCCCCAGCCCGCGGCCAUCGCGGGCAGCGCGGGCAGCGCGGGCAGUGACCUGUCCCUCGGCAGCGAUGGGCCCCGUGACUACAGCAGCCUCAUCCGCACCAUCGUCAGCCAGCCCGGCGCCAUGGCCAAGCUGGGCGACGACAAGGCCAAUGGCAAGACCAUCAAGAAGAAGUCGCUGAGCGACCCCAGCCGCCGUGGCGAGCUGGCGCCCGGCGCCUUCGAGGGUCCCGGCGAGGCCAUCAGCGAGCUGGAGCCCAGCAUUCCCCCGUCCAGCAGCGAGCCCAUCCUCUCGGCACAGCCGGCGGCACCGGGCACCACCCGCGGCUACGGCUUUGACCCCAAGCUGGCUGACGUGCUGUCCCCUCGCGUCGCCCGCCGCAGCUCCAAGAAGCGCUCCAACCGUGCGGCUCACCAGGAGAACCAGCCGCCCCCGGCGCCCGCAAUCCUCGCCAAGAGCCGCCCGGCCACCAAGCACGUCCGUCACACCAGCGAGCCCGCCACCUUCGUCCCCAUCACCGUCCCCGAGCCGCUCGUCCCCUCCGGCCACCAUGGCCACCUCCCUGCGCCGGCCGCCGGCCGCUCACCUGGAAAAUCCUUCCCGACCCUCCAGCCUCCUUCGCUGGAGGAUGUCACCAAGCGGUACAUGCUGGCCCUCAACUCAGGUGACACAUCCCCCAGUGCUGGGGACGGACCCCGCUCGCCACCCGCUGCCCCACCGCCCCGGCUGCCCCGGUGCUCGCGGCUGCCCGACGAACACGGCCCCAGGACCAAGCCGCAGGUGGACAUGAGGAAACACGUCAUCAUGACCCUGCUGGACACCGAGCAGUCCUACGUGGAGUCCCUGCGCACCUUGAUGCAGGGUUACAUGAAGCCGCUGAAGCAGCCAGAGAACUCCCUGCUGUGCGACCCUUCGCUGGUGGACGAGAUCUUCGACCAGAUCCCCGAGCUGCUGGAGCACCACGAGCAGUUCCUGGAGCAGAUCCACGACUGCGUGCAGAACUGGCACGAGAAGCAGAAAGUGGGCGACCUCCUGGUGCAGUCGUUCUCCAAGGAUGUGCUGGUGAACAUCUACUCUGCCUACAUUGAUAACUUCCUGAAUGCCAAGGAUGCCGUCAGGAUCGCCAAGGAAGCCCGGCCGGCUUUCAUGAAGUUCCUGGAGCAAAGCAUGCGGGAGAACAAGGAGAAGCAGGCCCUGUCUGACCUGAUGAUCAAGCCGGUGCAGAGGAUCCCACGAUACGAGCUGCUGGUGAAGGACCUGCUGAAGCACACACCUGAGGACCACCCCGACCACCCCUUCCUCAUCGACGCCCAGCGCAACAUCAAGCAAGUGGCUGAGAGGAUCAACAAGGGCAUGAAGAGCGCAGAGGAGGUGGAGAGGAACGCCAGGAUCGUGCAGGAGAUUGAGUCCCACAUCGAAGGGAUGGAGGAUCUCCAGGCUCCGCUCCGCAGGUUCCUGCGCCAGGAGAUGGUCGUGGAAGUGAAGGCAGUGGGUGGGAAGAAGGACCGCUCAUUCUUCCUCUUCACGGACCUGCUGGUGUGCACCACGCUGAAACGCAAGUCGGGCUCGCUCCGCCGCAGCUCCAUGAGCCUGUACACUGCAGCCAGCGUGAUCGACACCGCCAGCAAGUACAAACUGCUCUGGAAGCUGCCCCUGGAGGAUGUGGACAUUGUCAAAGGUGCCUCACAAGCCACCAACAGGGAGAGCAUCCAGAAAAGCAUCAGCCGCCUGGAUGAGGACCUCAACACGCUGGGGCAAGUCAGCAAGCUGUCAGAGACCCUCAGCUUCCCCCACCAGGGCCUGGAUGACGUGAUCAAGGACCUGAUGGCCGCCAUCCACCGGGAGCUGUCGGAGAAGCAGUCCCUGUCCUUCAGUAUGGCCUUCCCCCCCAACAAGGUGGAGCUCAGCACCACCAAAGCUGAUGGCACUGAGUCCUUCAUCUUCGAGUUCCCCAACCCUGACGCCCGGCUCAGCUUCGAGCAAGCCUUCGAGGAUGCCAAGAAAAAGCUGGCUUCCAGCAGAAACUGCCUGGACCCUGAGUUCCUCAAAGCCAUCCCCAUCAUGAAGACACGGAGUGGGAUGCAGUUCUCCUGCGCUUCUCCCAGCCACGGCAGCCCGGAGAGCUCGCACGAGGUUUGGGUUUGCAACAGCGACGGCUACGUGGGGCAGGUGUGCCUGCUGAGCAUCCGCAAGGAGCCCACGGUGGAGGCUUGCAUCGCCGUCUGCUCCGCCAGGAUCCUCUGCAUCGCCUCCGUGCCCGGCCUCAAGCGCACCUACAGCAGGGAGCGUGCGGAGCCGCUGGGCAGCCCCUCGGCCGAGCUGGGUCCGGCACAGCCGGAGGAUGCGGGGCCGCAGCCGUGCCUGCACAUCUCCAUCUCGGGCUCGUCGCUGGAGCUCUCGGAGCCCGUGGAGGGCGGCAACAGGGAGCUGGUGCCCUUUGACAGCGAUGACACGGAUGAUGAGUCCUCGCCCAGUCCCUCCGGGACGCUGCAGAGCCAAGCCAGCCAUUCCACCAUCUCCUCCAGCUUUGGCAAUGAAGAGAUCCCGAGCUGCAAGGAGGCGACAGUAGAGACGACGAGCUCGGAGGAAGAGCAGGAGCCUGGUUUCAUGCCCAUCACGGGCACCUACGGGCAGAACCGGCACGGCGAGAGCCCCACGGACGGGCGGGCCCUGCGCCGCUCCAGCCGCGGCUCCUUCACCCGCGGCAGCCUCGAGGACCUCCUCAGCCUGGACCCCGAAGCCCACCAGAGCUCCAUGUGGCUGGGCACCGAGGAUGGCUGCAUCCACGUGUAUCAGUCCUCAGACAACAUCCGGAACAGGAAGAACAGCAUGAAGAUGCAACACGCUGCUGCUGUCAUGUGCAUCCUGUACCUGGAUAACCAGGUGUUUGUGUCAUUGGCCAACGGGGAGCUCGUUGUGUACCAGCGGGAAGCAGGCCGCUUCUGGGACCCCCAAAACUCCAAGUCGCUGUCCCUGGGCUCACCGGGGAGCCCCAUCACCAAGAUGGUGGCAGUGUCAGGGAAGCUGUGGUGCGGCUGCCAAAACCGAGUCAUCGUCCUCAACACCACCACGCUGGCACAGGAGCACACGCUCCAGGUGGGGCAGGACGGCGGGCGCAGUGUCACCUGCAUGGUGAGCGCGGGCAGCGGCGUGUGGGUCGCGCUGCAGGGCAGUGCCCAGGUCCGGCUGUACCAUGCCACCACCUAUGAGCAGCUGGCAGAGGCAGACAUCACCCCCCCGGUGCACAAGAUGCUCGCAGGCUCGGAUGCCAUUAUCCGGCAGCACAAGGCCGCCUGCCUGCGGAUCACGGCGCUGCUGGUGUGCAAGGACCUGCUGUGGAUCGGGACCAGCGCCGGCGUGGUGCUGACCCUGUCGGUGUCGGCCAAGGCAGCCCCCACGCUGGUGGGGCUGUCCCAGGGCCACACCGGCCACGUUCGCUUCCUCACAGCCAUCGAGCUGCCUGACGGCUUUGAUGUCCUCUUCCCGCUGCCCAGGGACACGGGGGCCGAGAAGCCGAGCGAGGCCGAGAAACGAGACCCGUCCCGCCCCCGUGCCCCCGCCCUGGCGCUGUCCAAGCCCAAGAUGUUGGUGAUCAGCGGCGGGGACGGCUACGAGGAUUUCCGGCUGACCAGCAGCAGCGAGACCGUGGGCCGGGACGACAGCACCAACCACCUCCUGCUCUGGAGAGCGUGACCAGCCCCUGGCCCCCAG
Messenger RNA from Sturnus vulgaris (Common starling), 5102 nucleotides. It is a transcript of the gene ARHGEF17, whose product is annotated as Rho guanine nucleotide exchange factor 17. Gene Ontology annotation, biological process: actin cytoskeleton organization. Lineage: Eukaryota; Metazoa; Chordata; Aves; Passeriformes; Sturnidae. The record is from RefSeq and is a predicted model, not a curated record. Gene Ontology annotation, molecular function: protein binding; guanyl-nucleotide exchange factor activity.